AUGUACAGGAGGUCUGAAAGUUUCAACCGAUUCGUCACUACUGUGAACAAAGUCUGCUCAUCGGGUCUUAAGUCCAUAAUGCUUGCUGCUCAACAAAUUCAGACGGGUCAACAAAACAUUGUCAUUGGAGGAGGAAUGGAAAGCAUGUCACAAGUUCCUUUCUACUUGCCUCGUGGCGAUACAACGUACGGUGGUAUGAAGCUGCUGGACGGAAUUGUGAAGGAUGGUCUCACAGACGCUUACGAUCUGUGCCAUAUGGGUAACUGUGGAGAGAAAACUGCGAAGGAAUUAGCAAUCUCCAGAGAAGCACAGGAUGAGUAUGCCAUUGGAAGUUACAAGAAGUCUGCAGCCGCUUGGAAAAAUGGAAUCAUGGCUGCUGAGGUGGUGCCCGUCAUUGUGAAAGGUAGAAAGGGAGAUGUCACUGUUGAUCAUGAUGAGGAAUACAAAAAAGUCGAUUUCGAUAAGUUGAAGUCACUGAAAACUGUAUUCCAGAAAGAUGGAACAGUUACUGCUGGUAAUGCAUCGACAUUGAACGACGGUGCAGCUGCAGUGCUUUUGGCAAGUUCUGAGGCUGUGAAGCAGCAUGGCUGUAAACCACAAGCCAGAAUUCUUGCAUUCGCUGACGCAGCGACAAAUCCACUGGACUUUGCCCUUGCACCUCCUCUAGCUGUAAAAAAGAUGCUGCAAAGCGCAGGUGUGAAAAUGACGGAAAUCGAUCAUUGGGAAGUCAACGAAGCAUUUUCGGUUGUUCCCUUGGCAUUCAUCAAACAAGUGGGCUGUGAUGUAGAGAAGGUGAACCCUCAUGGAGGAGCGGUAUCCAUUGGCCAUCCUAUUGGAAUGUCUGGCGCUCGCCUUAUCACGCAUCUCGUCCACGCCUUGAAACCGGGCCAGAAAGGUUUGGCUGCCAUUUGCAAUGGAGGCGGUGGUGCCAGUGCGAUGAUUAUUGAGAAGCUGUGA
Messenger RNA from Cooperia oncophora, 957 nucleotides. The record is from the annotation of a GenBank genome assembly. Lineage: Eukaryota; Metazoa; Nematoda; Chromadorea; Rhabditida; Trichostrongylidae.